This is a messenger RNA of Ostrea edulis (European flat oyster), 4131 nucleotides long. RefSeq lists its product as uncharacterized. NCBI's taxonomy places the organism in Eukaryota, Metazoa, Mollusca, Bivalvia, Ostreida, Ostreidae. The transcript is spliced from 7 exons. The record is from RefSeq and is a predicted model, not a curated record. Gene Ontology annotation, biological process: regulation of apoptotic process. The coding region runs from base 191 to 2365 and encodes 724 amino acids.
ACUUGCUGUAGUGAGGUCGGGAUCUGGAUUGUGAAAAUGAAAAUAGAGAGAGUUGUCCUUCUUGAAAAGAACUCUUCCAGUGAUUAAAUCAGCUUCUGCGAAUAUUUAGAAAGAACGGCAAACGCACUUAGUGAUGGUAGUUGUGGUAAAGUAGCAAAUCGGAAAAGGAAGGAGAAGAUGAAAGACGAUAAUGGCUGAGGGGAAAAAACCUAUCCUGGAAACUCACAAAGAAGCUUCCAAUGUAUUAUCAGCUCAUCUCCGAGAAACCAAGGGGAAAGCCCGCAAGAAAUCACCAAUGCCCCCUCCAUCAGAGAAGGAAAUUAGGAACGAGGUUCACAGAAUAUUGGAGCAAUUCCUAAAGAAACAACUGCUUCUGAACAAUAAUGAAGAUGUAACUGCAAUACCCACCUCUUACCAAAAAGUGGUGGUAGAGGAUGUCAUAGAGACAGAUGGACCAGGCAGCACCAGCACAUCAAGGGAAGGCUCAAGGUAUUCAUCUAAAACAAGCUGUGCUAGAUGUCGCAGUGAGGCAAGUCAGUCCAUCCCAGUAGGGUCCAUUCGAUCCCUCACUGAUGACACCAUUGAUUUUCCAUUCAUUGAUGGGGUAGACGAAGCAGAAUCUUCUGACAAAGGUCAUGGGGAGAGGUCAAAAAGUCUCCCGUCAAGUAUCAUACAUGCAUCGUCCAUCAAUAAUAAGGAUAAGUAUUCCUUGGCUUCAUCAAAGUCGCUCAGUCCUUCUCAUCUUAAGCAAAUUCAUGACAUGGGAUCUCCAAUGAAUCGGGUUGCAGAAACAGGGGACAUAAUGGAGGAUCAUGCUUACCCCUCAGAAGAUAGUCUAUGGAGAAGCAGUCAUAAAGACAUAGAAGAACCAGGUAUAUCAAGGCGUCGAAGAUUAAAGUCAGGCACAGAGUCAUCAGAUGACACGGACAAUAAAGAAGUAAUCACCCCAGGACGGAAGAAGAAAUCCAUCUUUACACGAUUAAAGGAACGCAUGAACAGAAGUUUGAGUCGAGGUAGAAACAGAGAGGAUGAAGAGGAUAAGAGAGCCAGAUCUCAGUCGGAGGGAUCCCUGAAAAAAAGACGGAAACCAAGAAAGAAGAACGAAGGUACCAGUGUGGAUAGAAAGGGGACAGUUGUUCAAAAUGUUCACACUCACAAACAUGGACAUAUUGAACAACAUCAUUACACUAAUGGAAACAAGUCAGGUGUGUUAAUGGAGAAAGAGGUUUGGGAAUCGACUGAUGUGAUUGGGGAAUCGGAGCACAAGCACAAAGAAAAACAUGCCAAUGUGAAGGAGAGCAAGGAACUGCAUUCUGACAGUGACAGUAAAAUUCUGAGGAAACUCAAGAAAAUGACUUCCUUCAGGAAAGCCAAGAAAGACAAAUCCAUCUCCACUUCCAUGAAAACAUCAGAGUCAGAUGAGGUUGAUUAUAAUCAUAGAACGCAUAAAUCCUCCAAAGGAGACUAUGAUCACUCAAUGUCCACAAGUCAGGGGUACCAAGAACAAGUGCAGGAGAAUCAUGACCACUCAAAACACUCAACCACCACCACAGUAAUAACGGGUCAGCAGAGUCAUGACCGUGCCGAUGAGUAUGUACCACAGGGACUACUUCAGGGGGAGGUGAUGGACCAUGCUAACAGAAACAAGUCCUUUGUGUUGGAUUUUGAGACUUGUGAGAGACAGCGGAGAAGGGUAUUUCCUGAUGGCACCGUUGACACCACAGUCAAGCAGCAUGUCAAGGUCAAACACUUUGAUGAAGGACAUGAUGUAGAGGUUGAUGGGAAUGAUGACGAAGCACUGUGUCCAAGACAUGCAUCGUCGGAGCCAUCGGACCCAGAGAAGGACCGCCUCUAUACAGCAGUGGCAGAGAGAUUAGCCCAUAUAGGUGACCAGUACAUGGCCACUAGCCCACUGUCUGAGAGUACCGGAAGCUCUUUGGAUCGUAGUCACGGCAGGCGAGUGGGCACCAGAACUGGAGUGGAUGAAAGAGACGGUGAGGGACUGACAGAACUGGAAAGAAAAUUAAGAGACACAUUCCGAGAAGCUGGGGACAAUGCGGCAUUGAAUAUAUCACCAGAAUCUAUAAGAAUUGCUGCUUUGGAAAUUGCAAAGCAUGCGACCUACCAGCAAUUCCAGGAUGUGGUCAACAACAAGAUUGGCACUGGGAACAGCUGGGAUCAGAUUGCAGCUGUGUUUUAUCUUACAAAAAAAGCCAUUAAUCUGGCUGGGGUAGGAGGGGCUGUCGCCGUACAGGUGAAGGACUUGGCAGCAGAGUACGUGGCCGACAAGUUUGCUUCCUGGAUUGUGGAUCAGGGAGGAUGGGACACAUGUUUGGACAGUGACACAGAUCUGGAAAUUGAUUGAAAGUCAGAGCAGCUGUUGUGAUGAAAUUUACAGCUAUACCAAUGUCCUUAAAGCCAAUAUUCUCCUCACUGGGAGCAGGGGAAAAACCCAUUGGGGUGUAUCAAAGAAUUUGUUGUCCUUAUGAAGGAUAAGAAAUUUGGUUGUUAAAAGCUUACAUUUAUAGAUCGUGUUUGAGACUUUGAUGGUUAUUGUUUCUGUGUUUUAUUGGAGUUUUUGGCUUAAAGCAAAAUGCUUUGAAUAUGGAUAAUAUUAAUUGAUUUGUUGAGAAAAUUGUCUGAAUGUUUUUAAGAAUGUUUUAAGCAUUGUCUUUGAUACUGAGUUCAGUUUGCCUUCCAUGUUAUGCAUCCAAAAGUGCUUUCUUAAAUACUGCAUGCAAUGUACUACUGCUAAAGUGCCUGAUGUUUUGUGAAAAUAAUUACAGGUAAAUUGUGCCAUGACUUUAGAAUUUCAGGUGUGUAAUUUGAUCUCCAAGCAAUGUUAAUAGAGAAAACAUCCCAUUAUCUUGUUUGAAUAAGUCACUUUGUAUAUAUAAAUGUAGGAGUUAAAACUUGGUAUUUUAUAAAAUUAAUUACUGUAUGUGUAUUUAUUUUAAAAAUUAGCAAAGUUGGCUCUAAUAUACUAUUUGGUGUAAUUAUAAUUUAGUGCUUGUUCUGAGUUUGAUAAUGAAUAAAUGGAGGUAAUCAUAUUUUAGCACCUCCAUAAAUGAGCUCUCUUGCUUCACUGCUGAAAUCUGCACAGUGAAAUCUGAACAUUGAUAAAAUAGGUACACAUACAGUUUUUCCUUCCAACAUAUUCUAAUAACAUUUUUGCAUUGGCAUUUCUAAUGGAGUGAAUAACACUUUACACGUAUAUCUAUAUUCAACAAAGGCUAUAGGCACAUUCCACUUUCAGGUUUUUUUGAAAAUAUUAUAUACAAGGCAUGUACCCUUGUAGGUUGUAAGUCUUGCUUUUUAUGUUCUUUACAUUGCUCAGUGAAUCAUUAUAUUUGUUUGAUCUCAGUAUGUAAAUCACGAAUUCUCAUUUUAACAGUUCAACACAUUCGUAUGUACGUGGUGUCUUUAUAUCCAUUUUACAUACUGUCUACAGUCUUGGGCAUCAGAUUUGAUACAUUUCAAUCUUUUACAAUUGGGUAUAAAAUAAAAAUUGCUGUGUUUCCACUAAUCCGUCUGACCCUAAAUCAUACCGCCCUACUCUACAAAUUUUUUGACAAAUUGUUCAAGAGAUUGUUUUUUAGUUAGGUGCUGUACUUUCUUUAGAGAAUAUGUAGUUGAGUUGAUAGUGAAAAAUGAAUCCUUCUUGUUCAAUAUGUUGAUAUGCCUGCAAGGGAAUUGUGAUCUGAAUGUUUCUUUGUGUUCUCUGAAAAUAGAGAAAAAAAAUGUUAUUUAUCUUCUGUUUAACUUCCCUAAAGUUGUGGAUGUUAGUGGAAACACAACAAUUUUUAUUUUUAGUCUUUUUUUUUCAAUCAAAAUUCAUAUAAAUUGUAUUUCUUUGAAAUUAUCUUAAAUCAAGAGUCAUAAUUCAUUACUGCCGGUGUACAUGUAUUUAGCCUAAUAGGUAUAGAUCUGUGAUAAUCCACCUUGAUUCUGUAUCAAUUUAAGUAAAAAAGUCUGAUAGCAUGUUUGUAUUUCUCAUGAAAAUAGUUCUGACUAUACACCCCAAAAUUUACCCACCAAAACCUGAAUUCCUUGACAGAUCUACAUGUUACUGUUGUUAGUUUACAGUGAGUUGUACAAAACAUUUAUUGUUGAAUAAACUAAGAAUCAAUA